Larimichthys crocea (large yellow croaker) is the source of this 1885-nucleotide messenger RNA. RefSeq names its product abhydrolase domain containing 4, N-acyl phospholipase B (gene abhd4). Lineage: Eukaryota; Metazoa; Chordata; Actinopteri; Sciaenidae. The transcript is spliced from 8 exons. The record is from RefSeq and is a predicted model, not a curated record. Gene Ontology annotation, molecular function: lysophosphatidic acid acyltransferase activity; phosphatidylcholine lysophospholipase A1 activity. Bases 204 to 1310 code for a protein of 368 amino acids. Gene Ontology annotation, biological process: phosphatidic acid biosynthetic process; lipid homeostasis. Gene Ontology annotation, cellular component: mitochondrion; lipid droplet.
ACGUUCUCUUCCCAUCGUCUGUCAAGGUGCAUUUACAGUAGACGGGAGUGACGUAUCUCACAAAUAGACGAUCUCUGCGCUCGGUCAGGUGACCGAGGAACGUUCGCGUUACAAAACAUUAGAAAGUCUCCCACAGACACAGAGGAGCGUGUUGUCAACUUCAUAAUUUGCUUUAAUGGUAUUUAAUUUGAAUAUGUCAACCAAUGGAUCCUGUCACAGCAACACCUCCGAUGCAGAACGACUGUGAGACAGAGUCAGGUUCAGUCUGGAGCUGGUGGCCUUCCUGGCGUCCAACUUCCAUGUCCCUUUUGAAGACUACAGAGUCCAAGAUUCUCGCUUGUAUUCAGAAUGACCUAUGGGCUAGAUUUGUGACCCUCCCAAACCAGGAUCGAAUAUGGACUCUGACACUCACCAACAAGGUUGUGCGCAAACGAAUAGAACAAGUACCAAAGACUCCCCUGGUGAUGGUCCACGGUUUUGGAGGAGGGGUAGGCCUGUGGAUUAGAAACCUUGAGGCGCUGAGUCGGUCACGGCCUGUUUACGCCUUUGACCUCCUGGGCUUUGGCAGGAGCUCCAGGCCUCCCUUCCCCUCAGAUGCUGCCAAGGCAGAGGAGCAGUUUGUCGACUCUAUUGAGCAGUGGAGACAAUCCGUAGGCCUGGAGAACAUGAUUCUGCUGGGACACAGUCUGGGCGGGUACCUGGCUACCUCAUAUGCCAUCCAGUACCCAUCAAGAGUGUCACAUCUUAUCCUGGUGGACCCCUGGGGUUUCCCUGAGCGAACCCAGGCACAGAACCAAGAGGAUCAAGGUCAGGAGACAGAGAUAGUGAAGAGGCCGCCCCUUCCACGCUGGGUGAAAGCUAUCGCAGCAGUGGUUUCCCUCUUUAAUCCACUGGCUGUCAUCAGAGCAGCAGGCCCAUGGGGUCCGGGCUUGGUGAACAGAUUCCGUCCUGAUUUCAAAAGGAAAUUCGAAGAUCUGUUUGAUGAUGACACAAUGACACAGUACAUCUAUCACUGUAACGCACAAACCCCAAGUGGUGAGGUGGGUUUCCGGGCCAUGUCAGAGUCUCUGGGCUGGGCCAAGAGGCCCAUGCUUCAUCGGGUUCACCUCCUGCCCCCUUCCAUGCCCCUCACCAUGCUGUACGGAGCGCGUUCCUGGGUGGACAGCUCGUCUGGGGACAAAGUCGUCCAGAUCAGGAGCAAGGCCCACACCAAAGUGCUGCUGAUAAACAACGCCUCUCACCACGUAUACGCUGAUCAACCAGAGGAGUUCAACAGAGUGGUGGAAAAAAUAUGUAACUCUGUAAACUGAGCGCCGGGCAUGCUUGUAAAAGGACUUAAGGUAUCCAGACAUUUCAUGCUGCUUUUUAGCACUGAAAGCUUUGCACGUAAAGCCUGCUGGAUGGUUUUGUGUUCUAGACAUCAUGUAGCUCAACAUGAGUUUGAAUGUAAUUUGUUAUUAUUGAUAUCAUUGUAGUAAAGUUUUCGUAUUAUUUGUUAGCUCAUAUAAGCUUUUUUUCAAUUUAGUAUCACUGGUAAAUUAUUUAUUUAUAACAUGAUUGAAUUUAUUUAUCCAUGUGUUCAUACGGAAUAAUAAUUAAACCACUAUAUUCAGAGUUAAAUUAUGUUGUUACAUUUUUUAACAGAAAGUAAACUCCACUCUUGAUGCACUGAUGUGUGUGUGUGAGAUUGAGUGUGUGUGUGAGGAGCCACUACUGCCACUACUGCUUCACACUUUUAUACAUGUGCCUGACAUGAGCAUUAAGUACUGUAUGAAAUAUGGUAUUGUCUUUGAUCCAUGCUUUCUUCCUCCAUCUUUCCCACAGUAUGAAACUGCUGUUUGUAUUUUAUACCUUUUAAGAUAAUAAAAGCUUAUUUGACAAAAUA